AUCAGUCGGUGGCUUUUAUAUAAACGUAGAAUGUAUGAUAGCUAAUGGUACAUAAUCUCUAUAGUAAACUCGUCCCACAGGGAGAGUGAACCUCGAAAAUCGCUCUGAGUAGCAAAUUUUCAUAAACUGCGCAUGUGUAAGGACAAGUGAGAGAAUAAUUAGUACACAGAAAACCUACAGUGGGAGUAAAAACCGAAAACACCCGAGGGACACUCUCUUGUUGGGACAAUUUUAUAUUUAUCGUUGAGUAAAGGAAUACGUGAGUGACAUUGAUUAAUAUCCAAGUUUAUUAUUUCACGUGAUUAUCGAAUAUCAAAAAUACAUAGGUGUAAUUGUGACCUGAAUUAUUUUAACGUAGGGAAAAGAGAUUUCCUCUAUAGUUUAAAAUGUCACAUCACAGCGACGAUAACAUGUUGAUAGCUACCUCGGACUCUUUUUGGGAACCAGGCAACUACAAGCGUACAACUAAGAGAAUUGAAGAUGGUCAUAAGUUAUGCGAUAGUUUGAUAGCACUUGUCCAAGAGCGUUCAGAAAUUGAAAAAAAUUAUGCUAAAGCCUUAAAAGCGUGGUCUAAAUCGUGGAAUGAAAAAAUUGAAAAGGGCCCGGAAUAUGGUACUACUGAAGCGGCAUGGAAGAGUUCGUUGGUUGAAUCUGAUAGACUCUGCGAUCUUCAUUUACGUGUAAAAGAAAAUUUAUCUAAUGAUAUCGUUCAACAGAUUAAAACAUGGCAGAAGGAUACAUAUCACAAGUCGAUGAUGACUCUGAAGGAACGCAAAGAAAUGGAGGAUGCUUUCAAAAAAGCUCAAAAACCUUGGUCAAAGUUACUGCAAAAAGUCGAAAAAGCGAAACUGGAUUAUCAUAAUAGUUGCAAAACGGAACGGACGGCAGCUAAUCAAGAACGUAAUGCAUCGGCAGACAGUUCGUUAUCGCCUGAUCAGGUUAAAAAAAUGCAAGAUCGAGUACAAAGAACUAAAGAAGAAGUACAGAAAGCAAAAGAAAAAUAUGAAGCAGCUUUGCAAGAAAUUAAUCAGUACAAUCCUAAAUAUAUGGAAGAUAUGACCCAAGUCUAUGAAAAAUGUCAAGAAAUGGAAGCACAGCGACUGCAGUUUUUCAAGGAUGUACUUUUUGGGAUUCACAAGUGCUUGAAUAUAUCACAUGAUCCAGUUCUUCCCCAAAUUUACGAAGAAUUUUACCACACAAUUAACAAUGCUGACUACGAGAAGGAUCUAAAAUGGUGGUCAAAUAAUCAUGGUGUAAAUAUGGCAAUGAAUUGGCCUGAAUUUGAGGAUUACACAGAAGAAUUUCGAGAUAUCGCCAAGGGAACUAAGUCGAAAGAAGCAAUACCCGCAGGAUCAAUUACACUCAUCAAUCAGAGACCUGUCGGUGAAGAUUUGCAUGAUUUUCUACCAGUAAAUAAGGCAAGAGUGAAAACGUCCCCACGAAUGAUCCCAUUAGACAUCAAUCACGCAAGUGGGGGAAUAGAUACAUUGGAGUCUCAUACACUUUCUGAAAAAUGUCAUGACAAUAAUACCGUGAGCAGAACUUCAGUAGUAACAAACGGUACGAACGAAAAGCAAGAAUCAAAUCCUUUUGAUGAAGAAGAUUGGGAUGAGGAUGUAGGUGAAGCACUUGUUGACACUGGAGAACCUGGAGUUCCGGUACGUGCUCUUUACGAUUACGAAGGUGCAGAAGCGGACGAAUUAAGUUUUAAACAAGGUGAAAUUUUUGAAAAGUUAGAAGAUGAAGAUGAACAAGGCUGGUGUAAGGGAAGGAAAGAUGGAAGGGUUGGACUCUAUCCAGCUAACUAUGUAGAAAUGAUAUCAGAAUGAACACUUAGACAAAAUCGAAGAUAAAUGUGCAUUUAAGAGAAAAAACGAUAACGUGAAGGUUAAUAUUUCCAACAGAAAAUAAAAAAUAGAAAUAAUAGGAACGAUAAAUGUUAACAAUAUAAAUAAAGCAGAAAGCUAGAGUUUUAAAAAAAU
Microplitis demolitor is the source of this 1982-nucleotide messenger RNA. It is a transcript of the gene Synd, whose product is annotated as protein kinase C and casein kinase substrate in neurons protein 2. The record is from RefSeq and is a predicted model, not a curated record. The coding region runs from base 387 to 1829 and encodes 480 amino acids. Gene Ontology annotation, molecular function: protein binding; phospholipid binding. The transcript has 9 exons. Lineage: Eukaryota; Metazoa; Arthropoda; Insecta; Hymenoptera; Braconidae. Gene Ontology annotation, biological process: plasma membrane tubulation; regulation of endocytosis; cytoskeleton organization. Gene Ontology annotation, cellular component: endosome; cytoplasm; plasma membrane.